Ixodes scapularis (black-legged tick) is the source of this 2440-nucleotide messenger RNA. RefSeq lists its product as uncharacterized. The transcript has 12 exons. The coding region runs from base 1 to 1830 and encodes 609 amino acids. The record is from RefSeq and is a predicted model, not a curated record. NCBI's taxonomy places the organism in Eukaryota, Metazoa, Arthropoda, Arachnida, Ixodida, Ixodidae.
AUGAAUAAUCCUACAAGGUCGUCAGGAGUGCACUGCGCUGUUUUCGGUUGUUCGAACAAUCAUCGCAAGAGGAACAAUCAGAGACAGCAAUUGUGCGCUGCUCACUUGCAAACGCCCUGCGAGUGUGGGAUAUGUCCCUUUAAGUUCCACCGUGUCCCCAAGGAUCCCGAACUGAAAAGAAAGUGGCUCUCCGCGCUGAACCGCAAGGACUUCAAGCCUACGGAACACACCCGGGUGUGCUCGGCGCAUUUCGUGACUGGGAAAAAGACGGGCGAGGAUAUCGUGCCGCAGCUUAACCUCGGGUAUGCGCGGAAGGUUGUCGUUGGGAGACGCCGUUUGGUGCGUGACGCAAGUGAGAAACCGCUGAUCACUAAGAAGCAAAGACUCUCCUCACAAGCUAGCUCUGGAGCUGUCACCGACUGUACGCAACCCGCCGAGCAGGUCAACGUCUCGGCCUCGACGUCACAACCAACUGCUGCUGAGCACACGGUCAUCGACUGUACGCAACCCGCCGAGCAGGUCAACGUCUCGGCCUCGACGUCACAACCAACUGCUGCUGAGCACACGGUCAUCGACUGUACGCAACCCGCCGAGCAGGUCAACGUCUCGGCCUCGACGUCACAACCAACUGCUGCUGAGCACACGGUCACCGACUGUACGCAAGCUGCCGAGCAGGUCAACGUCUCGGCCUCGACGUCGCAACCAACUGCUGCUGAGCACACAGUCAACGUCUCGGCCUCGACGUCACAACCAACUGCUGCUGAGCACACAGUCACUGACUGUACGCUAGCCGCCGAGCAGGUCAACGUCUCGGUCUCGACGUCACAACCAACUGCUGCUGAGCACACGACAACUGAUCACGGCCAAGUUCGCCCGGAUGUGUGCCACCAGGGGAUCCAGUGGGAAGACCCGUGUCUUUGCGACCAUGCCUACUCGAGGCCCACUGCUCCAACUGCGACGUUUGGUCCUCAUGGUGGUCGUAGCAUUGAGGCGCGGGACAUUUUCUUUUAUACCGGUCUGCAUGCAGAUGUCUUUAUGGAGCUGGUGAAAGUUGUACCAGAGUUUGCGACCACAAACUUCAUGAUGUCAGUAGAGCAGCAAGUUUUACUAACUCUGAUGAAGUUGAGGCUGGGCCUUGUCUAUGGCGAUUUGUCUAGGAGGUUUGGGGUUUCAGUUUCCACGGUAGGCAACAUUUUCCGUGCCAUGCUUGCCACACUUGGGCGGAUCCUAAGGAAUGUUGUUGUGUGGCUCUCGAAAGAGACGAUCUUCAGGAAUGUUCCGCAGUCCUUUGAGGAGAAUGGUUUUGCAGGCACUACUUGCAUUUUGGAUUGCACUGAGGUGUUCUUGCAGCGACCAAAAAAAUUGCUCGCUCGAGCACAGACCUACAGCUCAUACAAAGGCCACAACACUGUGAAGUUUUUGGUGGCUAUUGCACCUCACGGAUCAGUGAUGUUUGUGUCCAAGGUGUACGGUGGACGAGCGUCUGACAAGCAUAUUGUGAGAGACUCGGGAAUUAUUUCCUACUUUCAACACGGUGAUCAGGUGAUGGCCGACAGGGGCUUUUCCCUCGAUCCCGAAAUGGAAGCAAAGGGUGUAGUACUCAAUGUGCCAGCUUUUACUCGAGGGAAGCUUCAGCUGUCAGAACGAGAAGUGACAGAGACCAGAAGGAUUGCGUCUGUUCGCAUUCAUGUAGAACGGGCAAUAAAUAGGAUCAAAUCCUACAGGAUUCUCAAACAGGCACUGCCCAUCCAGCAUCGAAAGGUUGCAAAUGAGAUAGUCUAUGUAUGUGCAGGGCUAUGCAACCUAAAGGGACCUUUGAUCAAGAAGUGAGCUUUUUUCUUGAGAAUUCUGGAGCAGUGAGGUCUGCAUGGCAUACCAGUUCCAAGUUAUCACUUCUCUAUCCUAGAAGCAAUUGAAACUUCUACAAAACUGUAUGCAUGGAACUUUUCUUUUGUAAUUGCCACUUCUUGCAUUGCUUUUUUCGCCCCAGAGUUCCUUUAGAUUACAUGUAUCUACACUAUGUGAGUGUUUUUUAUUCAGUAUUCAUACAUUUGAAACAUACUUUAACACUACAUGCUCUCGCAUAACACAAUGGCCUUCAAACCCAAGCUACAAACACGCCCUGCAUAGACUGCAAAUGCUAUGCGCAUACCCCUUCUAGUAAAAGUGGCUAGCAAUAUUUCGUCAGAUAACCCAAGUUCAGUUCCGCAAUCUUGUCUGUUCUUUUUUUAGUAAUGUGUUACUAUUUUUUCGGGCAUGUUCCUACCGCUACCUUACGCAGGUCCAAGAGUCAACUGUGUAUUUCUGUUGUGUAUUAACGAUUGCACAUCUGCCAAGAUUACAUAUUUUUCAUUAUCUUUUGUGAAGGUGUUGUGUGGAUAGAGCUAGAGGGCCUGUCAUAGUCACAGCAUUGUGCUUGAAACUGUUUUUUUUUUUUUUU